AUGCGCACACGCAAGAGAGAGAAGAGGGAAGCAGCUGAGGCUCUACAAAACAAGGAAAACAAUCGUCUCAGUCGGAUCUUGCGAACCAGACAGAACAAGCACUCGUUGUUGAAUAACGACGACGACCACGACCAAGGCUCCAGCACCCCUGUCGCUAUCACCACAAUGUCUUCACACUCACGAAGAGCAAACGGAAUAGUGAAGAAGAUCGAAAGUCAGGACAAAUCCCUUGCUUGGAAGAGGUCGAGAGUUGAGGGAGAUGAAGGCGACAAUGCUAUCACCGCCAUCUCCGUCCAUGAUGAUGAUGAUGAUGACCUUUGGCCGGACAAGAGCAUUGGCGACACAUAUUCCAGUGAGGAUGAAUAUGCGGAUGAGACCGAAAAUCGUGGCGCCCGCUUCAACACUGUUCAUAUGCGCCAAGCCUGCAAGACUAACCAAUAUGGCGAGAUGCUGGGCAAGGCAGCCCAAUUCGGAAAACCUUAUCUUGCACAUGGAGACCAUGAGCGACAAACAGCGGGCAUAUUCAGGGAACCCACCAAAGACUCGAGAAAUAGCAGCAGCAAUGACCUGAGAUCCAGUCAUAACAGAGUCGCCUCGAGCAGCGUCUGCGGUACACCAGGUACGAGCCGUAGCCGGGCCGUCUCAGGCAAGACCAUCAGGGAUAGUGACGGUGGUAUUCCUGGCACACCCAGCGCUUCCAGCUCGAGGGGCACCACUACCACUACCAACGAUGGCCGUCAGGAAAUGAGAAAAGUCCAGAAGAGAUUUCGUGGAAGCGAUGGAUCGGGAGAAGAGGGCGGUUUCAACAGAGUGAGGAGCCUCGGCAAAACUUCGAAAAAGGGUGGCAUAAGGCAUAUGAGCGACCCUGAUGACGACGACGACUUAACCACAGACCCCAGCGACUCGGAGAAUGAUGAUGCUCCCAGCAUUGACAUGGGCUUUGGUGGCAACACACAAGUAUUCAUGGCUGAUGGCACCACCAAGCGAAUCAAGAAUAUCCAGCCAGGCGAAUAUGUCCUCGGACCCGACCGCAUACCUCGCUUAGGAGGCCUUUCAAGUCCAAAUUAUCAUAUGGUGUUUGUUACAUCUCUGCAGAUCUUGACGAUAUCCACCGCGUCCAUUAGAGGAGAGUAUGAAGACAUGAACUAG
Molecule: messenger RNA, 1149 nt
Organism: Linnemannia hyalina
Lineage: Eukaryota; Fungi; Mortierellomycota; Mortierellomycetes; Mortierellales; Mortierellaceae
Source: the annotation of a GenBank genome assembly